Trichoderma citrinoviride is the source of this 1836-nucleotide messenger RNA. Its product is annotated as MFS general substrate transporter. NCBI's taxonomy places the organism in Eukaryota, Fungi, Ascomycota, Sordariomycetes, Hypocreales, Hypocreaceae. The transcript is spliced from 2 exons. Gene Ontology annotation, biological process: transmembrane transport. The record is from RefSeq and is a predicted model, not a curated record. The coding region runs from base 1 to 1836 and encodes 611 amino acids. Gene Ontology annotation, molecular function: transmembrane transporter activity.
AUGGCCGCCGAUGAAAAGGGAAUAUCAGGGUCACAGGGGAGGGAGGAUUUCGAAAUCGGUCGCCCUUCCCGCGACGAAGAGGAUCUUAUAUCGAGUGAGAAGCCGGGGACCGAGCAGUCUGAAAAUACGACUCUGGACAGCAACACGCCAAUAUCGUAUCUCUACCUCACCUUCAACACGGAUUUGCCAUCGCCGCCAACAAUACAACAGCCGGACCUCCAUGGUCGACAGUCGCCUCCAUGCCCAGACUUGAGGGCUUACACGUCUCCCCUGACAUGGGGUGCCACGCGAAAGAGCGUGUUGCUCAUCCUGUCAUGCCUAGCGACGUUCCUGACGGCAUUCACUGCGGGUGCUUACGCGCCGCCGGCAAGUAUCAUGGCGGAUGACUUUGGGACCUCUCGGCUUGUUGUUCUGGUAGGCAUCACCACGUUUUGCAUGGGAUUUGCCUUUGCGCCAAUGGCUCUCGCGCCAAUGUCUGAGAUAUGGGGGCGCUAUCCCAUCUUCAUCAGCGCCGGCAUCGUCCUCGUCGUCUUCCAGGCCGUCUGCUCUGUCAUGCCGGAUGCCGCUGGCAUGCUGGUAUCACGCUUCCUCGUCGGUAUCGGCGGCUCGGUCUUCUCUGCGGUCAUUGGAGGUGUGCUGGCUGAUCUAUGGGAAAAGGAGGAACGAAACACACCGAUGGCACUGUUCAGCGGUGCCGUCUUGGCUGGUACAGGAGCCGGUCCACUGGUUUCUGCUGCGUUGAUCGAGACGGUGGGCAGCAAUAAUCGUGCCUGGAAGUGGUCGUUCUGGGUUCAGGUCAUUCUUGACGCUGGUCUGCUGCUUGCUCUGGUUUUCUUCUUCAAAGAGAGCAGAGCUUCCGUCUUGUUGUCCAGGAAAGCAAAAAAGCUCAAUAAGUGGUAUGAAGAGUUGGAAGCGCAUGGUAUAUACGGGCUAUGGAUCAACAGCGAACUGGCUCUUAUGGCGUCCGCAGCGUCGAGCCAAACAACAAUCACCCUCGACAUGAACGGGCGGAGCAACCCUUCCACACCCCGUUUACGGCGAAUCCGAUGGAUAGUCAAGGAAGACGAACAACGCGCUUCCUUGGGACAGAUCGUUUUGACUUCAAUCAGGAGGCCGUUUCACCUCCUCCUCACAGAGCCAGUCGUCUUCUGCUUCUCUCUAUGGGCUGCCUUUUCGUGGGGCGUACUGUAUCUCUCUUUUUCGGUCGUCCCUUUCCUCUACGGCGAGAAUUUCAGCUUGUCGAGCAGAGUGUAUGUGGCCAUGAUGAUAGCCUCCGCGGUAGCGACCGUAGUCGGCAUCUUCCAGGAGCAUCUCCUGAAGCACUCUCAAUGGAUGAAGCAGGAAGAGGGCUUCCAGUACUCUGACUCUGCGUUCUGGGCCUUUAUGCGGAGACGGUUCCCGGCUGAAGCACCGGAAGCGAGGCUCUACUUCACUUGCAUCACUGCACUGCUCUUGCCGGUUGGCCUCUUUAUCGCCUUCUUGACAACGGGAGGAUACUCGAAAGCAAUCGGUCUGGGGCUGGCGACCUGGGGCAUCUACUCUGUCUACCUCGCCACCUUUAACUACCUGGCCGACACGUACCACAUCUACGCCAGCUCCGCUCUUGCAGCGCAGAGCUUCUGCCGGAACGUUCUCGGCGGCUGCUUUCCGCUGAUUACGAGCAUCAUGUUUACGAAUCUUGGUACAAAGGGCGCUGGGGCUAUGCUGGGCGGCAUUGCUACGGGACUGACGAUUAUUCCUUGGGUGCUUCUCUUUUACGGAGAGAGGAUCCGUGCGAAGAGCACAUUUGCCAAGAUCAUGAAGAAGCGAUAUUGGUCCUUUUUAAUAGCGUCUUAA